GUUCAGCUCUUUCCUCUGUUCCAUAUUGCAACUUUAACUCCUCUUUUGAUUAAUCAAACCACCAACAAAUGAGUAAGAACAAAGUCAUGAUUAAUAUAUAAUUUAGCACCCCUACUCCAUCCCUCACAACUCUUUUCUCCUCCCUUCUUCCUACUCUCGCAGCAAUAAAAUUUUCAACUUUCAGAGUUGAUCCUCUGUUCUGCAACAUCAUGAAGGGAAUUAGCAGCACAAAGUUGGUUUUUUUACAGCCUUCGUCUCUCAACAAGCAGCAAGGAGGAGGAGGAGGAAAUGGAGCCGCUGCGCCUUCCAUCUCCAUUUUGGUCUCCCACCACCACCGGAUUUGGCUUAUCGCCUUCCUAUCCUUUCUUUCCCUCGCCUCCCUGCUCACCCUCUUCACCACCACCGCCGUCGCGGGACCACGCGUGCUGCGCUUCUCUUCCUCUGUUUCUGACGAGGCGCCCCCUGCAGAGGCGCCGCCGGCUGAGGCCCCGCUCCCGGCGCUGGUUUUCGAUACGCUCGUCAAUUAUGCUGCUUCCUCCAACUCGAGCGGGAAGAUGCGGGAGACUGACCUCCGCGCGAUCGCCGGGGUGCUCCGCAGGCGGUCGCCCUGCAACCUCCUCGUGUUCGGUUUGAGCCACGAGACGCCGCUGUGGCGGGCGCUCAACGCCGGGGGGCGCACCGUGUUCGUGGACGAGAACGAGUACUACAUCGCGCACGUGGAGGGGCGCAACCCGGGGCUGGAAGGCUAUGAGGUGUCUUACGCCACCAAGGUCGGCGACCUGCGGGAGCUCAUCGCCGCCUCCCGCCAGAUGCGCCGCGGGGAGUGCCGCCCGGUGCAGAACUUGCUCUUCUCCGACUGCCGCCUCGCCGUCAACGACCUCCCCAACCGGCUCUACGACGUCGCUUGGGACGUCGUCAUCGUCGACGGGCCCAAGGGAUACGCCGCCCGCGAUCCAGGGAGGAUGGCAGCCAUCUACACCGCAGCGGUCAUGGCGAGGUCAGUAGGCCGGCGAGGCGGCCAAGUGGACGUGUUGGUGCACGACUACAACCGCGAGGUGGAGAGGAUCUGCAGCGCGGAGUUCCUCUGCACGGAGAAUCAACUGGGCGGAACCACCACCCUCGGCCACUUCGUCAUCCGUCGAGGCCCUGCCGACGAUUUCUGCACCAACCGAACCACCGCCAGUUCCUCCUCUUCGCCGGCCGGCGGCAGCAAGGCGGGUCAACCGUAAAAAAAAAAAAAAAAGGGGCAUAAUUAUGAAAAUAUAGAAAAUAAUUUUUUAAUAUUUUAUUUUUAGUAUUUUUUUUCUUUCAUUCUCUAAUUUCCGUCCUUAAUUUUGGUGUUUACUUUGAUGAUAAUAAAUAAACAAUAAGCUGACGACGAUAGAUGGA
Zingiber officinale is the source of this 1389-nucleotide messenger RNA. Its product is annotated as protein IRX15-LIKE-like. Bases 210 to 1229 code for a protein of 339 amino acids. NCBI's taxonomy places the organism in Eukaryota, Viridiplantae, Streptophyta, Magnoliopsida, Zingiberales, Zingiberaceae. The record is from RefSeq and is a predicted model, not a curated record. Gene Ontology annotation, biological process: xylan biosynthetic process. The transcript has a single exon.